Molecule: messenger RNA, 6731 nt
Organism: Capra hircus (goat)
Lineage: Eukaryota; Metazoa; Chordata; Mammalia; Artiodactyla; Bovidae
Gene: SLX4
Product: SLX4 structure-specific endonuclease subunit
Exons: 17
Coding region: 772-6075 (1767 amino acids)
Biological process (GO): DNA replication; meiotic DNA double-strand break processing; interstrand cross-link repair
Cellular component (GO): Slx1-Slx4 complex; nucleus
Molecular function (GO): enzyme binding; DNA binding
Source: RefSeq, a predicted model, not a curated record
GUCGGGCUUUGAGGCCGGGAGUCUGCACCGGGGAGAGGAGGUCCGGCCGCCUCAGGCCUUUCUCGCUCUCCUGAGAGAAAAGAGCCUUCCUCGCCCGCUGCCACCCGCGGUUAGAGGCAGGAGCCGGGCUUAGGUAGAGGGGGCCAGGGCUGUCUGAACGGAAGAUGGGUGGGGGGAUCCGGAUACCCAUGGGUCACGGCCCGGGCGUCCGACUGGCGAUCGGAAUUCGCCAUCUGCCUUUGUAGCCGCCAAAGUCCUUGGCAGCCCCUCCCCAGAUGGCAACCCGUGUGUCACCGGAUUUGGGGAGGCGGGGGGCCCGCCCCGCACCUGCCCAUUCAUUCUUUCCGCGUCUGCAGUGAGCCCGGCCGCGGUGAAAACUUAAAUGGACCAAAUGUGCUUUAUCACCAUGGAGAUCCUGGAGAAUCACCUGAGCACCAGGGCCACGUGUAUUCUCUCUGGGAGGUGUCUACUGGACAACAGACCCUUUCAGAUGUGAACUUUAAUAAAGGUGGAUUCUUAUCUACUGGACCACCGGGAAGUCCAAGAAAGACAUUUGAAAUCAUUAUGGAGAGAGGGAACAAUACAUCCUGCUCAACUGUGCAAACUCUCCAGGUACUACAGUGAGAAGCAGUGAGGAACCAUAAUGAAGCUUCCAGUGUGAAUGAGGCCUGGAGAGGCUCACACUCGGGUUCACUUUCUCACCUGUGCACAGGCCCGCACAUCGACCCUCACUUCUCCGAAGACCAGCCUGAAAACCUUCAAACCCAUCAGAUGAUGGAUGAGUCAGAUGAUGACUUUCAGGAACUCUGUGCCAGCUUUUUCCAAAGGGUGAAAAAGAAUGGCCCCAAGGAAGUGUCAAAGGAAAAGAAGACACAAAAGGCCUCCAACAGCACCCAGAUAAGAAGCAAACCAAAAAGGACCAAACCAACUGCUUCUAAGAGCAAAACCCCGCAAGGCCCCACUGAGAGGAAAACUUGCCCUGGCAGCCAGGUCCCGCGGACUCAAAAGCACAGGGCACCCAAGAGGCCAGAGACUGAACCAGCUCCCCCUGAAAACACCGAGGGAGGUGUACACACUUCUGCUGUACUCCAGGAUAGCGCAUGGAGCACCCAGACAGAGGCCACCACGGACAGCCUCUCGCAGCCCCCUCCUUCCUGUCUGACUGCAACGGCGCCAAGUCCCUCCAAACCCAGGGCAGCAGAGCUGGUGCUCCAGCGAAUGCAGCAGUUCAAGAGAGCAGACCCCGAGCGCUUAAAACAUGCUUCCGAAGGCUGCUCGCUCGAGGCUGCACCUGAAGAAAAUGUCCCAAAGGGCCCUCAAGAUGUGAUGGCGGUGAACGGGCACAUCCCGCAUGAGUGCCAAGGGUCUGCUCCAGCAACAUCAGGGUGUGGACCCGGGCUCCCCGCCACAGAAAGCGACACUGCAGUGGCCUUGGCCCUCCAGCAGGAGCUUGGGCAGGAACAGGCGUCCGCACCCAACGACAGCCUGGAGGAGACGGGGUUGUUCUUUUGCCAGAUCUGUCAGAAGAACCUCUCAGCCAUGAACGUGACACGGAGGCAGCAGCAUGUGAACCGGUGCUUGGAUGAGGCUGAAAAGGCACUGAGAUUCCCCACGCCUCAGAUCCCUGAGUGCCCCCUCUGUGGCAAGCCAUUUCUCACCCUGAAGAGCAGAAUCAGUCACCUGAAACAGUGUGCGGUGAAAAUGGAGGUCGGCCCGCAGCUCCUGCUCCAGGCUGUGCGCCUGCAGGGGGCUCAGCCCGCAGGCACCUCAGGCACUCCAGCACCCAGCCUCAGCGAUGGAGCUGGCUGUCUGAAGCGGAAGGGAGCCACCACCAAGAAGGAGCCACGGAAGAGGCGGAAGGUCCCUGAGCCCGAGGCGCCCUCCGAGGACCUGUUGGUAGCCAUGGCUCUGUCGCGCUCAGAGACGGAGCAGCAGGCGGUGCCGGCCGCGCUCAGGCUGGGGAACGCUUUUGCAGAGAGGACGAGGCUAGGAGCAGAGAAGAAGACCCACAAGAAGAAAGCCCCCACGUCCCCCCCACAACUGUUAGUCCAGGAUGCGGAGACCACGGGCCGGCAGAUACAGGACCGCCUGGCCCAGCUCCUGUCGGAGGAGGUGGAGCCGUCUAGCACGCCGCCACUCCCCACCAGCAGGAUUCUAGAGGAAGAGCUGGCCAGGGGCAGCCGGGCCCUGCGACCCCCCAGGGGGGCACAGAACCUGCUGUGGGAGGCCAGUGCCCUCACCGGGGCUAGGGCCCUGGAGUCCUUCUACACGGCCAGCCUGGUGCCUCCUCUGGUGCCCCAAUGGCCUGCCAAGGGUCUCACACAGGAGCCCAUGCGGCUGCCACAGCCACCCAAGCUGCCAGAACUGAGUGUGGGAGCACCCGCUUCUGCCCCUGGCACCCACCCCGUGAGCCACAGCCUCCGGAGCCCAGCACCCUCCGCCAGCCAGAGGGAGCGCCAAGCCCUGCAGGAUCUGCUGGAGCUGGCGGGAGAGGGGUUGCCUGCCAGCCCAUGCAGCAGGGACCUGGCCAGCUCAGGGGGGGCUGCAGGGAUGGACUUGUCGCUCGGUGGCCUUCCACUGACUGGGUUUGUCCUGCCAGCCAAGGAGAAGUACCCGGAGGAGGGCGGCCAGGCUUCGCUCGCCCUUGGUCUGCUGGUGGCCGACUUCAGUGCCAUGGUCAACAACCCUCACCUGAGUGACGUCCAGUUUCAGACAGACAGUGGGGAGGUGCUCUAUGCCCACAAGUUUGUGCUCUAUGCCCGAUGCCCACUUCUCAUGCAGCAUGUAAACAGUGAAGCCUUCCUGGCCGAAGAGGAUGGUGACUUGAGGCGCCAGCGCGUGCUGCUGCGUGACGUCAGCACCGAGGCUGCCCAGGCAUUCCUGCAUUACCUCUAUGCUGCUGACACCAUCCUGACUCCCCAGCUGGCCCCUGACCUGCGCUCUCUGGCCCAGAGGUUUGGGGUGAGUGAGCUUGUUCACCUGUGCGAACAAGUGCCCUUUGUGAUGGAUGCAGAAGGUGGACAGGCAAAGGAGCAGGAAGACGACGCUGACGGCAGAGUGGAGACUUUCCGAGAGCUCCUGCACCUUGUGUGGCUGGGUGAGGAGGAGGGAGCAGAGGCCCUGCUGAAGCCGGAGGGCCGCGAAGAAGACAGAGAAAAGGUCAACGAGGAGGAGAUGGAAGAAAUUUAUGAAUUCGCAGCUACUCAGCGAAAGCUGCUCCAGGGGGAGAAAGCUCCAGAGCCAGAGGAAGAAGCUGACCUGCUCGGGGAGGAUGGUCCAGUUUCGGGGGAAAUCCUCACAAGUGAACAGGAUAAAGAACAGCCAGAAAAUGCAGAGCAGGUGGAAUCAUCUGGGCCAGGAAGAGAUGAGACCCCAGCCAAAUGGGGAAACACAAGACAGUCCACACUUCUGCCCCCCAGAGACCAGGCUUUGAACAGGGGAGAGAGAGCAGAGGCCCCAGAGGGAGCACUGGCUCCUCCCUGCUCCUCCAGCCCCGCCCAGGGCCGGCCAGAGAGGCAGGAAAGCGCCCCUCUGUGCUCAGCUGAUGAUGAUAAUGUUCAACAGCCUUUUUCAUCACCUCAAGCUGGAUACUCUGAACUCUCCCGGGUGACGAGCGAUUGGGAAGAAGGAAACAGGACCAUCCAAGAAAGGGAGGUAGAGGGGUUCCAUCCCCCUGCACACCAGCAGGCACCCCCCUCACGCUCAUGCUUCCCGCCGCAGCCCCAUCAAGGCCAGAGUCCUCGCCAGCCACGUCCUCACACUCGUCGCCCCAGUGACCUGUCCCCACCAAUACUCCAGUUGCAGGGCACAGCUUCCAGCAUGGCCUCCCAGAACUUAUCACUGAAGCCAAAGAAAGCCAGGCGCCUUCCCUCGUCACGUGAGGACCCAGGCCAGAAAGACAAGGAGAGUAGCUCCGCACUGGAAUGCAGAGGUAAAGGGGUCCUGAUCUUCCCAGAAAAAUCCCCACCCAUGGAUCUAACCCGGUCAGGACCUGGCCGCCGGAGCUCCAGGCCUGAGACCUCUCCCCGCAGCAUGAACAGGGAAGACGAGGUGAUCCUGUUACUGGAUUCAGAUGAAGAGCUGGAGCUGGAGCAAACCAAAGCAAAGUCAUUUCUGAACAGUCCCUUAGAAGACAAGAAAGUUCUGGAAGUCAGCGCCAAGUCCUCUGAACUGUUUUCCAUCAUUGACCUCGACGCGGAGCAGGAGCCUCCCCAAAGCCCACCAGGAAGCCAGGCCCUGCUGCCGCGGGAGGUGGAGGGGCGGCUAGGGGCCAGCACCGACGACAGCACCACGGACACCUCGUGGCUCGUGCCCGCCACCCCGCUGGCCGGCGGGAGCUGCGACUGCUCCUCGCAGACCCAGAUCACAGGCCUCGGGGCCAGGCCACCAGCAGACCCGCUGGCUCUGCCCAAGCCCAGGGCCCUGUUAGAGAACAGGGACGAACCCGAAGCCACGAGUAAGUUUUCGGUCAUCAUACCCCAGACGUCGUCCCCACACCUGGGACCCGCCCCUUCUGGAGGCUCUGACGGGAGAAGGCAGGCCUGCAGCAGCCCAUCCAGCCCCCGCCGCAGACUCCUCCCACGUGCUUCUCCUCUGGCUCCCCGGCCCAUCUUAGGAGGCCUCGCCGACCUCCCCAGGCAGCUCCCGAAGUGCCUGCCUCCUGCGCGGAGCCCGGCGGCUCAGGCUCCCGUGAGUGAAGUGGUGGAGGUGGAGGACAGUGAGGACGAGCAGGAGGCAGCCUCCCAACAGGCAAGCAGCAGCCCCCUGCUGGACGGUGACCCCCCGCUUCCAGCCGAGGACUGGUGCUGGCACAUGGAGCCCCUCUCACCGAUCCCCAUUGAUCACCUGAACCUCGAGCGGACAGGCCCCUUGAGCACCAGCAGCCCCAGCAGCAGGGCAGAGGGUGCCCCAGACAGCAGAGACUGCCACUCCCCGGCACUGCCGGGCACCACCCCAAUCCGAGGGAGCUACACUAGCCGGAGGAAGUCUCAAGAGAAGUCCUCUGGGGCUGGCUCCCCUGGGAGCCACCGGCAGAGCUUUCUGAACUCAGCUCUGUGGGAUGACUGGAACGAAGAAGAUCAGAGGUCCUCAGAGGCAGCUCCUCUGCCCCAGACGCCGCGCACAGAUGGAGCCCAGAGGUCACACAAGUUACAGACGCCAGAAGGUGCUGAUCCGAAGAAGAACUUGCCCCCGAAAGUGCCCAUAACCCCAAUGCCAAGGUACUCCAUCAUGGAGACUCCAGUGCUGAAGAAAGAGCUGGACAGGUUUGGGGUCCGCCCUCUGCCCAAACGCCAGAUGGUCCUGAAACUGAAGGAGAUAUUCCAGUACACUCAUCAGACGCUGGAGUCAGACUCCGAGAAUGAGGGCCAGUCCUCACAGCUGCCCUUGGAGGCUCCCUGCAGCCAGACCUACACCACCCAGACCGCUAAGGCUUCAAGGGCAGCUGGCCACACCCAGCUGGAGGCCCCUCCUGGCCGCGUUCCCCAGAGGUCCAAGGGACUUGCCAAGACCAAGGGCCCCCAACAUCACAAGCAGCAGCCUGGUGGCAGCAUCUCUGCCCUGAGCAUAUCACCAGCCAAGGAGGAGCCUUUGGACCCUGGUGGGGACGCCCAGCUCCCGGCCUCGCAGGAGUCCACGGCCACAUCUGUGGACAGCGGGGACAGCUGCUGCAGCUCGCAGAGCUCAUCCUGUGAGUUUGGAGCGGCCUUGGAGUCUGUGGGAGAAGAGGAGGCAGGUGAGGAGGUGGUCAGUGCCUCACAGGCGGCCGUCCAGGCAGUGGCCACAGAGGAGGCCGUGCGGCGCUAUAUCCGCUCCCAGCCGGCCCUCUACCGCAAGGUCCUGCUGUACCAGCCCGUCGAGCUGGCGGAGCUGCAGGCUGAGCUGAAGCAGCAAGGCAUCCACGUGGCCUCGGGGAAGCUGCUGGACUUCCUGGACACCCAGUGCAUCACCUUCACCACGGCCGCCACCCGCAAAGAGAAGCUUGGGAGGAAGAGGCGGCAGCCAGCGGGCAAGAAGAGGGGCAGAGCCCGCAGGCCCGCCCCUCACUCCCCAGUCCCAGCCGUUAGCAGCCUGUGAGAGCCUGUGGCCCCUGUCCAUCCACAGGCCAGGCCCCCGCGGUGCUUCCGGGUCUUCUGACCACACUCUCCCCCUACGAGUGACUGUCCUGGAACAGCCUGCUUUCAAUAUCCUGGAGUGUCCUCAGAGUGGUCUGCUGGAUUUAGGCCCCAGCCACCCCCCUCCAUUGGUGCCCACUGUUUUGUCUCCACGUGUGUCAGGAGGGGUGACGGGCCACUGCCAGCUGCCAGGGUGAGGCCUGAGUCGGGCGUGUCGUCCCCUCUGUCCACCAGUCACAGGUGUCCGUGUCCUGAGACAGGCGGCAGGUCUAGCCUGUCCCAGCUCUAUCUUCCUUCUCAGUACUCGGGCCUCCACCAGCAGACCGACUGUCCACAGGCUCCAGGUGCUCUGCUGGCCCAGCUGUCCUGCCCAGUCACCUGUCAUUGUCACCAGCAGCCUCCAAACCGAACAGUCCCGAAGGCCAGCACAGCGUGUAAGCCCCCAAAUAAACAGUUCUUUGUUACCUGGUUUUGCCAGUGCGUGUGGUAGCUGCGGAACACAGGUGAGGGCUGAAAAAGAAGAAAAGUUUGGUCUCUACGUCCUUGUGAAUGUCUCAUCUGUUUCAAGUACAGUGUGGUUGAUUUUAUAUGAUGUGCAAUAAAAAUAUAAAGGCUUUA